Bicyclus anynana (squinting bush brown) is the source of this 4436-nucleotide messenger RNA. Its product is annotated as chaoptin-like. The transcript has 6 exons. Gene Ontology annotation, cellular component: extracellular matrix. Gene Ontology annotation, molecular function: protein binding. The record is from RefSeq and is a predicted model, not a curated record. Lineage: Eukaryota; Metazoa; Arthropoda; Insecta; Lepidoptera; Nymphalidae. Bases 330 to 4034 code for a protein of 1234 amino acids.
AUCAGGUUGGAACAAUCCAGGUGGCAGUACCCGGUAAGGUGGAUGUUUAAAAAUGCGUAGAUCGCCGGACUCCGUAGCGCUGUAGCAUCGUAGCACCUAGCCAUUCAGUCCGUAGCUGGUCCUCGUAGCGAGUGGUUGUGUCGUCGAACCGUACUGCUGCCAGUCAUAAAAUCGACUUAUAAAAUGAUCAUCUUUACGUUACUGUUCACAGUGAUAAUUGAAAGUGACUAAUGAAGUUCAAGGAAAAAUGAACCACAGUUUUCUUAGUUCAGAUUAUGGAUUUGUACAUUAUUGUGAUUAUGGGAUGUGAUUAAUUACUAACAAUUCUGAUGGUGUUGGGUGAUGGCAGCGCGCGGCGAGCGCUGCAGGUGGCGCUGGCGUGCCUGCUGGUCAGCGCGCUGGCCCCGGAGCGGCUGGAGCCGUGCGCGGGCAGUCCACUGUGCUCGUGCCGCGCCGCGCACAUGUCCUGCACUGCUGUGCCGUUACAUCGGUUCCCAGAAUGGCCACGAAUAGAAUUGCAGCAUCUGGAUAUAAGUAUGUCCAAUCUUGAAGUAAUAUCGGAAAGUGCUCUGGACGGGCUCGAACUGCAAACUCUAGUUUUAGUUGCAAACAGGUUGCAUUACAUCGAAUCUCAUGCAUUUAGUUCCAUGUCAAAUAGCCUUGCCUCGCUAGAUCUCGGUUACAACGAAUUCACAGAAGUUCCUGAGCAAGGACUUAAAGAUCUUAAAGUAUUAAACUGGUUGAAUUUGCAAAACAACUACAUCGCAGAGCUUAGACCAGACAGCAGAUGGCAUCACUUAGAGAAUACGCUGACAAGUUUAUCUCUAAGCAACAACCAGUUAACAGAAUUGAAAUCUCAAGCUCUUUCAUCUUUGGGACAUCUAUUGCAGCUUGAUUUGGAUGGAAAUUACCUCCGCAGUAUCAGUACUGACUCCUUACCAACCUCUAUAACGGUCCUAAAGAUCUCAAAUAAUUUCCUGCACGAACUAUCUUGUGAUUUACUAUUUAAUCUGCCUAGAUUACAAAUGUUACAUAUGAGACACAAUUGGAUUACGUUCGACAUGAAUUCUACUAGUUUGAAUAACAAAACUAAGAAGUUAGAAAAAUUAGAUUUAAGUAACAAUAGCAUUAACGAUACGUCAGAAAUAUCUAUAUUCCGUGAAAUACAGAUAAGACAAAUUAUUCUAGAUUUAAACGAAUUGACGGUAGUUCCGAGAUUACUAUUUACAAAUAAUCGAAUAGAGAGGUUAUCUAUAUCGUACAAUAAAUUAGGUUCAAUUUAUCGUGAUGUUUUCCUUUCGCUUAAGAACUCUCUCGAACAUUUAGAAGUGGAGCACAACAAAUUGUCUCAUUUGCCGGACAGUUUGGCUCAAGUUGUGCGACUCAGACAUUUAUCUCUAGCUUACAAUCAAUUGGAAGAGUCGCCUUUGCUCCCAAAUCGUAUUCAGACACUUUCACUAGCCGGAAACUUUUUAACUUCAAUACCCUCAGCACUUCAGACUCUCGAACCCGGCUCCAUUCGUUAUCUUGAUUUAAGUUACAAUAGGAUAUCUAAUUUGGUUCCUAAUGAAUUUAGCGAUUGGUCUUCCUCUUUAGGAACUCUUAAUUUAAAAGGCAAUAGAGUCGCACAUAUUUAUAAAAACAUAUUCCCAGCUACUAUGCCCAUAAAGGAAAUUAAUUUGAGCUUUAACGAUUUAUACUAUAUACAUCCACAAUCGUUUUCUAACUUAACAGGUUCUUUACAUGUAUUGGAACUGUCUGCGACUAUUUUUAGUGGCUAUUUCCCUUUUGAAAUUGAUGAUGCAUUGGAAAAUUUAAGUUGGUUAUCGUUUGAUAACAACGAUUUUCAUAUUCUCAAAUUGGCUGAUAUGUCAUUAUUUCCAAACUUGAAAUAUUUGAAUUUGGAUUACAACAGAAUUGUUGAAAUUUCCGUUGAAGAAGACUUAAAUAAUAUUUCGCUAGCGUUAAGUAAUGUGCGAAUAUCGUAUAACUUCCUGAGUGUAAUACCGGCUAAAACCUUUUCACAUCUGCACGAGUUAAGAAACUUAGAUUUAUCUUAUAACCGUAUCAAUAACUUAACUAAGAACAGCUUUACAAACUUGGCCAACUUGAGAUAUUUAUCUCUUGCGGGAAACGUAAUCGAUUCUAUAGAAGCAGAUACAUUUGUCAAUUUACCAAAACUAGAGGUAUUGGAGCUUCAAGGAAAUAACUUGACCUAUUUAUCACUAUACGCAUUAUGUAAUGUUUCUAGUCCCUAUGUAACAUUUACUCUUAAUGUAAGUAGAAACAACAUAAAAGAUAUCGAAGGGGACAGCGCUGUUACCGUAAAUAUAUUUGAUGGUUCGUAUAACGACUUUCAUGAAGUGCCAAAUAGUUUUUUUCUCGCUGCCGAGUCCGCUAUAAGGCAGAUAAUACUGUCGCAUAACAAAAUAACUCACAUCUCCAGUGAGGCUUUUGGCCAGCCUCUGUACUUAGAAAUAUUAGAUUUACAUAAAAAUAGUAUAAGUGUAAUUAAGAGAAAGUCUUUUACAGAUCUCAUGUCCUUGCAAAUAUUAGAUCUGUCUUUCAAUUCAAUUUAUCAGAUGUCUGUGGAACAAUUUUAUAAUUUGCGUAAACUGAGAUAUUUAAAAAUGGACCACAAUAAUUUAAGACUUCUUCCCAGAGACGUGUUUAAAAAUACUGUAAUAGAACAUCUAGAUUUAAGUUUUAAUGAAGUUUCAUUGUUUCCCGUCACAGCACUCUCGCAUAUUGGGUUCACGCUGCGGUAUCUCGACCUCUCCAACAAUAGAAUAGAGUAUUUGGAUAGUAAUAUUUUUCGCAACACACAGUUCUUAUCAAAUUUAAAUUUAGGAAACAAUUUAUUGACGGUUCUAUCAGAUAACACAUUCUCGAGUCUUGGAGGCUUACGAAGAUUGGAUUUAAGCUUUAAUUCAAUUAAGGCGAACUUUAAGGAGCUGUUCCACAACAUUCCUAAUUUGAGGCAUUUGAAUCUUGCAAAUUUAGGCUUAAAGUCAGUGCCUUAUCUACCUUUAACAAAUUUGACUAGUCUCAAUUUGACUUCAAAUUUCAUUACCAGUUACAAAGAGACUGAUGUAAAAAGAUUAGUGAAUCUGCGCCAUUUAGACUUAAGCCAUAAUCGACUUACCUCUUUAGUGCCAAAGAUGUGGGUUCACUUGAAGAAUUUAAAUGUACUAGACUUGUCAUACAAUCCUAUAGUAAGAAUUACGCCAAAUAGUUUUAAAUCAUUAAAUAAUUUAUCUCAUUUAAAUUUAAACGGCCUAAAAUACUUAGACAUAGUAGAUCAAGACUCUUUCCGUCCCUUAAUGUCCUUGAGAUCCCUGCAUGUGCAGACUUGGUCAGCGAUAAACCAUUCCACGUUUCGUCUCGCAAACAUCACAUCCUGUCUUCCUUCCUUAUACAAACUAUUAGUACAUUGGUCGGACGAAGUAAUAGACAAUCAACUACAUGGGAUUGAAGCGAAGAAAAUUAGAUAUUUGGAAAUUAGAGGAGCCAAUUUGCGAAGGAUAUCCGACGAAGCGUUUGAGCCGUUCGCUAAUAGCCAAGAGAUAUUCAUCAGAAUUAGUGAGACGUCCAUAUCUAAACUACCGGCGGCAUUUAUGAAACAUCUCUCGCAAGUCCCUCAAUUAGGCAUCGACGUCAGCUACAAUCAAAUAUCAAGGCUUGAUCCGGCGGUCUUCUACCCCAAUUUCACAAGCUGGAGUCACGUAGCAACUAAAUUGCUUUCAGGUGGUUUGAUAUUGACUGGGAAUCCACUGCGGUGCGAGUGUGAGCUGGCUUGGCUUGGCGCGUGGCUGAGGCGAUGGCUGCAAGAAAAUGAGGCUGGUGGCGAAUUGAGAAGAGCAGUUAGAAGUGCUACUUGCAAAGAUUUACACGGAAGGCGAGUUCCUCUGAUCCAACUUCGGGCGGACGAAGCUGAGUGCCAUGCUAGUGCUCUUUCUAGUGACAGUGCAUCACCAAACUACACUAACUUUAUAUACAUAUUCACCAUCACAAUAUGGACUCUUAUUAGGUGAUAAUAUAAUAUAGGUGUAUUAGUGUAUCAGACUCUAGCGAUAGUGAUGUUUGAAUAAACCGGAGUGAAUGAUGCUCGGUGCAAAUGCAAUUAGAAUUUUAUUCACGGAAUUUGUAAAAAAUAGAUGUAACAGAAUUUUGUAGGAUAAUUUUUAUACGUUGCGAAUUUUAAUUAAUAAAAUGUAUCAUGCAACUUGUAUAUAGUUUUAGAUACUAAUGUAGUUAAUUGAUUCUUUUCAACGAACUGACCACUUUGUUAAUUUAAUCGAAAAAUGUUUUUCCUGUAACUUUUGAAUUAUGCGUUCAGUCUUCGUAUCAAUAAAUGAUGGAAUUAAUUUAGAUAAAUAAUCGCACUGUAUAAUUUUAUAAGAACUAGUCAAUUUGUAACUAUGUCAAUAGCUAAA